Quercus robur (English oak) is the source of this 882-nucleotide messenger RNA. RefSeq lists its product as uncharacterized. The coding region runs from base 1 to 882 and encodes 293 amino acids. The record is from RefSeq and is a predicted model, not a curated record. NCBI's taxonomy places the organism in Eukaryota, Viridiplantae, Streptophyta, Magnoliopsida, Fagales, Fagaceae. The transcript has a single exon.
AUGAAAAUAAGGGCGGGAGAGACCCUCCAUAGUUACGCCAGCUGGUAUUGGGAGCUAUACAAUGAGAUAGGUGGGGAUAACGAAAGGGUCGCAGUAAGCACUUUUAGGAUAGGGUUGCCCGAGGAUUCCGGGCUACGAGAGUCAUUGACCAAGAAGCCUCCCGAAGGCAUGCGGCAGCUUAUGAGACGCAUUGAGGAAUAUAAGCGAUUAGAGGAUGACCGGCUGCAGAGCAAAGGUAAAGCACCAAUGAUGAAUCGUCCCCGGCAAACUGGUUUUUCGUUCAGAUCUCAGGGGGGUCUGACGAUUCAAGAGCCGACCACACAAAUGGGAGAAGUGACGUUUAAGGAACCGGUACACAGGAUUCUUGAUCGGAUCAAACACAAGCCGUAUUUUCGAUGGCUGAAUAAGAUGAGAGGGGACCCAUUCAGGAGGAAUCAGAAUCUGUACUGCCCUUAUCACUGGGACAAAGGUCACACUACCAAACAGUACCGGGUGUUGAAGGAUCACCUAGGGCAAUUAGUCAAGGCCGGACAUUUAAAGGAUUUCAUGCUGGACUCGAGGGACAGAAUUGCAGGGCAAGAUACUCGACAAAGGGGAAACCCUCUCCCACCCCUUGUAGGGGUGAUUGAAGUUAUCCAUGUUGCCCCGGAAAAGCUCAGUGCAGGAAGAAAGAAAGGAGUGUUGACAGUAGUACCAAUAGAGGGUAACCUGGACCUACAGUUGCCAGGUAAGAAGAUGAAGUUUGCACGGGAACCAAUCUCAUUCGACGAUGACGAUUUUGAGGGGACGAUCCAACCACAUGAUGACGCAUUAGUGAUCAAGGGCCUGGAUAAAUGGCUUCUUAGUAAAAAGGGUAAUGGUAGACCAAGGAAGUGGGGUUGA